Messenger RNA from Prinia subflava (tawny-flanked prinia), 12020 nucleotides. Its product is annotated as protocadherin-11 X-linked-like. The record is from RefSeq and is a predicted model, not a curated record. Gene Ontology annotation, cellular component: catenin complex; plasma membrane. Lineage: Eukaryota; Metazoa; Chordata; Aves; Passeriformes; Cisticolidae. Bases 2611 to 5817 code for a protein of 1068 amino acids. The transcript is spliced from 4 exons. Gene Ontology annotation, biological process: homophilic cell-cell adhesion. Gene Ontology annotation, molecular function: cadherin binding; calcium ion binding.
GGUUAAAACCUUAUAAUUUAGUUUGAAUAUAAAGUAUCUCCUGGUACGAUCUUAACUUCCAGAACUGAUUCAGGAAUAUUGCUGAUAAAUUCUUUAGAUUGUUGCAUUUAUGUAUUCAUCUUCAUAUUGCUUUGUUUAAAAAAAAAAGUCAUUAUUUUAAUGUAUUAUGUAUUUAUUUGGAAGAAUUCUAUACCUGUUUAUACAAUAUUUUUAUAUCAUUAUCAUUUAUAAUCAAUACUUGCAUCAGUAUUGCCAUAGAACAAUUUCAGAUAAGGGCUAGAAUUCGGUUUUUAUUUAUGGCUAGUGUUGGCUUUUUUUUCUUUCGUUUCCUCCUCUCAGAAAUGUAAAUUUAAGAUAUUAUUCUAUAAACAUCAGGAUUUGAAGGGUUUUUUUUUUUACCCCUGUUGUAUUAUUUUUCAUUUUAAUUUGCAAUAGAGAGGAAGAAGUGGCAAAAUAGUUCCUUCUAGUAUGCAAAAAACAUGGAACCAUUCUGAUUUUUCUUUUUUAUUAUUUUUUAAGGCAGCAUUUUAGGUAUCAGCUUUUCACUGUAAGUCAUGCAUUUUUAUUUGUGUUUUCCAUAGGAAACAAUGUAAAUAUAUUUUUUUUCAGUAGUAAUGGAUACAAAGUUGUGCUUUCCUGAAAUUAGGGCUCUCUGCAGGUCAAAUGUAUGUGGGCAAUUACUUCAGUGGGGUGACAAUUGCUGGAGCUGCAUUUAAAGAGAUAUAGGAUAAUUAAUAAAUAAAAUUAUAACAACCAAACUAAUAAACUUGUACACUAUCACAAAGUCAUUCAUUAGGCUCACACUGCCACCAUGAUGUUACUGUAAUGAUCAUCAGGAGCUGCUGAUGACUUAUUUGCCUAUUUAGAAUGUCAUAUUACACUGUUUUAUAAAAUGCUGUUGGUCCUACACUAUUGCUUCACUCUGGACACCUGGUUGGUGCUGCUGCUUUGGGUGUUGUUAAUCCCUGAAUUCCAGUGACAAAUCGGGGAAUUCCUGAAAUGCCACACUCUUCUCCCCCAUGUUAGAAUUCCCUCCAGGUUCACUGAAUUACGCAGGGAGCAAAGCUUUUUCUGUAAGAGGAGACUUGCAGCAUUGGGCUUCUAUUUAACGUAUAACCAUGAAAACUGAAUCAUUUUAUCCUUUUGUAUAAUCAUGAAGCCAGAAAAUGCUGUCCAGUUAAGUGCUGCUGAUGUGGGGAUCGACCCUGCAGAUCGAGUUGGAAUGUUCUUUUAUCUGUCACUUGUUUCCAACCCAAAGCAGUCUGCAGUGUUUAAAUGGAAUAGCAAUAUUAAUUGUUCCUAAUCUGUUUCACUGAAAAAUCAAAGGAUUUAGUCUAAAUUACCCUGCAAGUGGCACUGCUGAAAGGCAGUAACUAGGGGGUGAAGGCAAUUACUGGCAUCAGUAAUUUCUUCAACCACUGCAACUUGAUCCGCAGAAGUAAAUCAAUCUAUGCUAUGACAGGGAAAAUAAAAUGAGAAGAGACAGGAAACAAAAUUGCACUUUUUGCUGCACAGUGAAAAGAAUGUAGGUGUGUUAGCACAGAUAUAUUUGAAACAGAUACUAACCUGAUGGGAGCUAAGAUUUCAUUUACGAGAAAAAUCACUUUACAUAGAACACUUGAACAUUUACCUUAGAGAAAUGCUAUCCUAGCGGAUCCUAAAUUCUGGAAUGGCCAAAUUAUGUAAAGAUUAGGCAAAUAUUCUAUGCAUGGAAUUCAAGAGAGUGAUUUAUCUCUUAAAAAUUCUUGGCUGAACGCUGUAUGCAGCUACACAGAUAUCUGUGUGUACCUGUGAGUCUUCCUCUUGCAUCUCUCUUGAGGUUGUUAACAACCUCAAGAAGGGAAUAUAUUGUUAUUCAGAAACCAGCUUGGAAAGCACAGAUUUUUUCCUCUGUGCAGAACAAGUGUGUAUCUCCCUUUAAAGGUAUUGGUGUUCCAGGGUACUAUGAACAGGCAUCACCAAAUAUAAAAUUAUGUGAAAUUUCUUUAAGUUCACUAGGCUGGUUUCCACACAUCGUUGGCUGAAGUUCACCAGACUGCAUUUAGAUAAUAACAUUUUCUUGCCAGUUUAGGUUCCUGAAUUAAAAAUAUCCAGAUUUCUUUGUUGUUGUUAACAAACAUUACAUAAUUUUGUCAGUGCAAAACCUGGGGGGAGAAUUAAGACAAGUGUUCUUCUAGACCCAUGUUUAAGCAAGAGGUAUAAAAAGAUCUGGUUCUCAGCAGAUGGUUGCUUGCAAACUUCUUGCCUACUUUUUUCUUAGGAAACAACAACAACAACAAAACACACACAAAAAAAAAAAAAAAAAAAAAAAAAAAAAAAAAAAAAAAAAAAAAAAAGGACAAUGUGGUAGAGAGAUCGAAGGAAGAGAUUUUCCUAAGGCGCAAAGGAAAAUCUCAUGAAAAUCUCAUGAAAAUCUCAUGCUGGAAAUAGGGGAUUCCUGUACUUAUUUCUUCAUUCAACAGGAUCCAGCCCUAAAAUUCUUACCUCAGUAUUUAGUUAAGACUUUCAAGUAAAAAGUUGUGGAAGGAAGGAUUUUUUAGGAAGGAUUAAGUAAAAUGUUACUUUUUUAAUGAGGUUUUCAAACAGUUCUUGUUGCUGUUGUUGUGGGAAAUGUUCUCCUUUAGUGUCUCUUACACUUUAGGAACACAGUAUUUUGUGACAUUUAAAGGAUUUUCCUUUUCUCCUUUCCCAGCUACUCCUGGCGUUCUACACGAAUACCCAUUAGUCAUUCUGGAGAUGGACUUACUGUCUGGAACCUACCUCUUGGCAGUCUUGUUGGCCUGCAUUGUGUUCCAAUCUGGCGCACAGGAGAAGAAUUACACCGUGCGGGAAGAACUGCCUGAAAAUGUCCUCAUUGGCAAUCUGCUCAAGGAUCUCAACCUAACGCUGGACCCAGACGUGCCCCUGUCCUCCCCGCUGCAGUUCAAGCUCGUGUACAAGACUGGGGAUGUGCCCCUGGUGAGGGUGGAGGAGAACACGGGGGAGAUCUUCACGGCUGCCAACCGCAUCGACCGCGAGAAGCUGUGCGCCGGCAUCUUCAGCGAGAACCGCUGCUUCUACGAGGUGGAGGUGGCUGUUCUGCCCGAUGAGGUAUUCAGACUGGUCAAGAUCAGAUUCCUAAUAGAGGAUAUAAAUGACAAUGCCCCUCUUUUCCCCUCAACGGUUAUUAACAUCUCUAUCCCUGAGAACACAGCCAUUAAUUCCCGCUACUCGGUCCCAUCUGCCAUCGACCCGGACAUCGGCGUGAACGGUAUCCAGCAUUAUGAGCUCCUCAAGCCCAAAACAGCUCCGAAAAGGACAUUUGGAUCCAUUACAAAUGACCAGGGUCAAAAUGUAUUUGGUCUUGACAUAACCGAAACACCCGAGGGAGAUAAGUGGCCUCAACUGAUCGUCCAGCAGAUCCUGGAUAGGGAGCAGAAGGACACCUAUGUGAUGAAAAUCAAAGUUGAGGAUGGUGGGAGCCCCCCAAGGUCCAGCACUGCCAUCCUGCAGGUCACGGUGACUGAUGUCAAUGACAACCGCCCGGUCUUCAAAGAGAAUGACAUCGAAGUCAGUGUGCCAGAAAAUGCCCCCGUGGGCACCUCUGUGUCUCAGCUCCAUGCCACCGAUGCAGACCUGGGCUCAAAUGCACAAAUACACUUCUAUUUCAGCAAUCAGAUCUCCAGCCUGGCCAAAAGGCUCUUUGCCAUCGAUAACACCACUGGCCUCAUCACCAUCAGGGAGCCACUGGACAGGGAGGAGUCUCCUGUGCACAAACUGACUGUUUUGGCAAGCGAUGGCAGCUCAACUCCAUCAAGAGCGACGGUGACUGUUAAUGUCACAGAUAUUAAUGACAACGUCCCAUCAAUAGACACGAGGUACAUCAUCAACCCAGUGAAUGGGACAGUGCUUUUGUCUGAGAAGGCUCCCCUUAAUACAAAAAUUGCUUUGAUAACAGUGAUGGACAAGGAUGCUGAUCAGAAUGGGAAAGUUACCUGUUUUACAGAUCACGAUGUCCCUUUCAGGCUAAAACCAGUGUUUGAUAAUCAGUUUCUCCUGGAGACAGCCACGUUUCUAGACUACGAAGCUACACGGGAAUACGCCAUCAAAAUAGUGGCUUCAGAUUCAGGGAAGCCCCCCUUAAACCAGUCUGCAAUGCUCCUGAUCAAAAUUAAAGAUGAAAAUGACAAUGCCCCAGUUUUCACACAGCCUAUCAUAGGCCUUUCCAUCCCUGAAAACAACGCUCCUGGGACUCAGCUAACAAAGAUCAGUGCUACAGAUGCUGACAGCGGACGGAAUGCCGAGAUCAGCUACAUCCUGGGUUCUGAUGCACCCCCAAUUUUCAACCUGGACCGCCGCACAGGCAUCCUGACAGCAGUGAGGAAGCUGGACAGAGAAAAGCAAGACAGGUACUCUUUCACUGUGCUGGCUAAGGAUAAUGGGAUGCCACCUUUGCAGACCAAUGCUACCGUGACGGUGUCAGUGCUGGACCAGAAUGAUAACAGCCCUGCUUUCACACAUAAUGAAUACAAUUUCUAUGUGCCAGAAAAUCUGCCCAUGUAUGGCACAGUGGGGCUUAUCACAGUUACGGAUGCUGAUGCGGGAGACAACGCUGCGGUCACUCUCUCUAUCUUAAAUGGUAGAGAUAAUUUCAUUAUAGAUCCACUUACAGGUGUCAUAAGACCUAACAUUACCUUUGAUAGGGAGCAGCAGGGGUCAUACACUUUCCAGGUGAAAGCAGUGGAUGGAGGAAGACUGCAGCGUUCCUCAACUGCCAAAGUGACCAUCAAUGUUGUUGAUGUAAACGAUAACAGGCCUGUUUUUGUUAUUCCUUCAUCUAAUUAUUCCUAUGAAUUGGUCCCAACUUCAGCCAGCCCGGGUUCUGUAGUCACUAAAGUCUUUGCAGUUGAUAAUGACACGGGAAUGAACGCAGAGCUCCGCUAUAGCAUCAUAGGUGGGAACUCCAGGGGCUUGUUUACCAUUGACCAAUUAACAGGCAAUAUCACUUUGAAAGAGAAGGUAAUUACAUCAGAUCAUGGCUUGCACAGACUGGUGAUCAAGGUGAAUGACCUGGGACAGCCGGAGUCUCUUUACACCAUAGCUCUUGUGCACUUAUUUGUGAACGAGACAGUCACCAACAGCUCCUACGUGCAAGAGUUGGUGCGUAGGAACAUGGAAACUCCAGUUGGCCAGAACAUUGGGGAUGGUGAGAUAACCCCACAGACCAAUGAUUAUGUCAAGAUCAUCAUUGCCAUUAUUGCAGGCACCAUGACAGUUAUUCUGGUAAUUUUUGUUACCGCUUUAAUCCGAUGCCGCCAGACGCCCAGGCACAAGGUUGUCCAAAAAAAUAAGCAGAGUGGUGAAUGGGUUUCCCCCAACCAAGAGAAUAGACAGAUCAAGAAAAAGAAGAAGAAAAAGAAGCGCUCUCCAAAGAGUCUCCUCCUCAACUUUGUGACUAUUGAAGAGUCUAAGCCUGAUGAUCCUGGCCACGAGCACAUAAAUGGCACUUUAGACAUUCCCGUAGAGCUAGAAGAGCAGACUAUGGGAAAAUAUAACUGGGCCACCACACCAACCACAUUUAAACCUGAUAGCCCAGACUUAGCAAAGCACUACAAGUCUGCUUCUCCGCAGCCUACCUUUCAAAUUAAGCCUGAGACUCCUGUACCCCCCAAGAAGCACCACGUCAUUCAGGAAUUGCCUCUAGAUAACACCUUUGUGGUGGGCUGUGACUCACUUUCCAAGUGUUCAUCCAGCAGCUCGGACCCUUACAGUGUUUCUGAAUGCAGCUGUCAAGGAGGCUUCAAGACCCCGGGCCCCAUACACACCAGACAGCUCUGAAGGCCAUCGCAGCUGAUGUUAUGUUCUGAAGUCGUACGUGUACUCAAUGAUGUUAAGCCAGCAAAUAUGAAAACAAGGAAAUAGCACGAGAAAGCCCUUUGUCCUGUCUCUGGUUGCCGAAGAAAUUUAUCGUCUCAUCUCCAGAGGGGUUUGGAAGUGACGAUGAACUGUUCAAGCUGCCCUACUCAAAGGUAUCAAGGGCAAGGAUUAUUUUUAAAAGGAAAAGACAAAAAAUUUUAGUACGUUGUGCUAAUAGUGUUCUAUAAUGUAGUUUUGCUAAGAAAAAAAAGGUAAUGUGACCCAUCCUUCUUCACAGUUGGUGAUUAUGGUAAAUUUAUUUUGCUUGUAAUCAUCUUGUCCCAGAUUUUCUUUUCCUUAUUUAUUUUAGUUGAAUCAAUUAGGAAUUUUGUUUCUAUGAAUAUAUUAAAAGGGAGCAAUAAAUUUUAUUCAUAUGUUAAAGAGAGAAUGUAAAGUUCUUUAUACUCCCUGCAUUUAAAAGGAAAACAACUGAGUUGUUGUCACUUAUAGCACCAUUAUACAUGUUAAGAAUUAAGUGUUAUUUAUAUCUAUUCCAUAGUAUUUUUAAUGAUGAUAUUGCUGCUAUGGAUCAUAAAUAGAAAUGAUCAAGUCACUGUUUCUCAUUUUCUAGGCACAGUAGUAGUAGUGAAAACUAGUACUUCCUGCUUUCUUAUCCACAACAUUUUGUAAUAAAUGAUCACCUUUUAAAUAACUGGAAAACAUUCACGUAACUUUUAAUAAGAAAAAUUAAUUUGCAUUUUGCUUGCUGAAGCCUAGUUAAUGUCUAUUUCAUAGGUGCCAAACAUUUAACCUUUUGAAUUUUUUUUAUUUAAAAAGAAAAAGUCAUAAAUCCAGUAGCUUGGUUUUCCAUGUAAUAAAAUAGGAAAUAGGACACACAAUUUUUUCAGUUACCCAGCAUAUGUGGGGGAAAAUGGCCUACUGUUGUUUUUUGCUGUUUGGGGGGUUUUUUCCCCCCAAUUAUUCUUCUAUAAAGUUUUUUUUGUUGUUGGUUGGUUGGUUUUUUGUUUUUUUUUUUUGGUUGGUUGGUUUUUUGUUUUCUUUUUCUUUUUCUUUUUCUUUUUCUUUUUCUUUUUCUUUUUCUUUUUCUUUUUCUUUUUCUUUUUCUUUUUCUUUUUCUUUUUCUUUUUCUUUUUCUUUUUCUUUUUCUUUUUCUUUUUCUUUUCCUUUUCCUUUUCCUUUUCCUUUUCCUUUUCCUUUUCCUUUUUCUUUUUCUUUUUCUUUUUCUUUUUCUUUUUCUUUUUCUUUUUCUUUUUCUUUUUUUGUUUGUUUCCUUUUUUUGGAAUUAAUUUUUUUUUAAUUAUCAUUUGUUAUUUAGCACGGCUCAUUUACAAAAUAAAACUUGAGUAUUAUAGCUUUGUUUGAAGGUUAGUUGCAAGUUCUUGUAUAUUGCCUCACAUUUUAGGGAGUAAUGCUUAAUAUGUAUCAUCUAUAAUAUUAGAAUUUCAUAUGCAACGCAAAAUCUCUUAGGAAGCAAAGGAGUAUAAAGAACCCUGUUUUCUGCACUUAUGUGAAGACGUAAUAUUAGUUUGCUAGAGUAUAAUGAAAUGCAGACACUGCUUUUAACUGGGAUGUAUACAGUAUAUAGAACUUUCUUUUAAAGAAAAAAGUUAUUAAUGAUUCGUGAAUUAGACUACAACAUGGAAUUCUUACACAUUACUGUAUGUUUGAUGUAAAGAUAUUUAUAGGCUUGUACUUAAUAAUCACGUUGCCUCAGUUCUUGGACUGCAGAAUGUCUACCAUGACUGUUGCCUAUAGUUUGCUCCACAUUUGCUAUCUGGCUCUUUUAAAAGAAAAUGUGUAUUUGGCUAUUUGAUCUGUAAAAUAAAUUAAUAUUAAUAAUGAAGUAUGUAUUGUAAUUGAGCAUAUUGUAUUGCAUAAUUAUAGCUAUGACUGUUACAGAGAGUUUUUCAUUUCCAAUGAUGGGAUCGCUUUCUUGGGAAGAAGUUCAUGUACCUGUCAGACAGUUUUGCUGUUCCUGUUUUUAGCAGCCUUGCAGCAUUCAUGCUUCAAAAUCGCCCAACACUUGCAGUGGUCAGACAUGCAGUGACAUUUAUUGACUCAGCACCACAACACAGCCAGUUUAAAAUUCAUUCCCAACACAGUGAGGGAUUCAUCCCAAAAGUACUGUUUGGUGUCCCACACACUGCUCCUGCCUGUUGCUGCUGCAGUUGUUUGUAGAGGUGUUUCCUAUAUGGGUGAUGGUUCCUAUAGUCAGUGAUGUUUGAGUAACAACCCUUGGGCCUCAUUCAGAUUGGUUUGUCAGGCAGACAGGAUGAUUUCAUAGGCUUUGAGUUUUCAUUUUUUUUCCUUUGAGUCUUUGGAUUUCUCUCCUUACAAGAAUUAGGUUGGAUUUCCUUUUUGAGAAAACCCCUAUAUGUAAACUUAAUAUUUGAUUAAGAGAAGCACCAAAUAAUUACAAUGCUUACAUUCAAACUUUUUUUUUUUUUUUUAAUCCAGGGAUACUGAGUGGGGAUAAUGUAAUUUAGUCAUCUCAAGUGAACUUGUAGUUGCCCUCAGUUUUUUCUUCUGGUGGUGACAAGUCACUGAGAGACUGUAGCAGGUUAUUUUGAUUUUAGGACUGCAUACCCUCUAGAAGUGCCUACUUUCUUGCACUGAGUAUGAAGAAAACCUUUGAUAAGUACCUUUCUUGUACCAGAUGUGCCAGUUAUGUGCUUUCAGAGAAAAAAUAUACUUCAUUUCAAGUUCCUUUGCUUUUAACCUAGCUGAAGCUAUAACUUUUUCCUAGUAUUACACUCGUCCUAUCAUUCUAGUCUACCAAUAAAUAAUUCUAAAAGCAUCUAAGAUGAUGUUAAAAUUUGCAAAAGCUACAUAAAUGAACAUAAUGUGGUUUAAUUAAUGGUCCCAAUCAGUAAUCUCCCUCCCCUGGUUCUCUCAUGAACCACAGAUCUUUUAAGUUGCUCCUUUUCAUGUGUUUUGUCUGUUUCAAUUUUUGUUUUUGAACAUCUAAGUAUCAAUCUUUUUUAAAAGUUGUUUUUUCACAGGCUGGUAUAAAACUUAUUCAGAGCUCAUUUCCUCCUGAUGGUAGAAUAGGUUCAUAAAAAUCCCAUGAAAGCCAUGAAUGCUUAUUGACCAAAUAUGUGUGUGUGCUGGAUAUCAAUUUAUACAUUUUUCUGUGAUGAAGGCUAGUCAAAAAUUUCUGUUAUUUUUGUUUUAAAUAGUGUUAGUAUCCUGAGUCAAAGCUAGAUAUAUAUGUUUCAAAACCAAGUGUUUCUCAAGUAUUUUCACCUACAGACUUUUUUUUUCCUGAGUGAUUAGAAGUCAGAGUGAAUUAUGAGCAAAAAUCACUGAGUUGAGCAAAUGUUACUUACUUUGAACUUGACAACUCACUAUAUUUUCUUUGGAAUAUCAAUAUAUUUAUCAUACUUCAGCCUGCAAUUAUUAGUCACCUCAGUACAAACUUCUCAAGAAAUUCCUCCUUUUCUCUGGUGCUCAUUGCCUCAUCUCCAGAGCAGCCAGGCUAUAUCUGUAGGGAAAGCUCCAGAGCCUACUUUGGAUCAGUUCCAGUGCAAUGUGGGGCUGAACAAAAAGAAAACUUCUUUAUUUAGUGCCAGUUUUACAUGUAACUGAUCCCAUGGCUGCUUGCAGCCCUCUCCAGCAUAGCAGCUGGGGCUGGCUCUCAGAUAAGCUGGUUGCAUCUAGUGCUGUGUUGCCAAUUAUUAUGGAAUUCUUAUGGAUUUGUGUGUCUACCAAGGCUCCCUCCCACCUGACCUCAAACACCCCCUAGAGCAAAUGAGGCACUACAGAAACUUAUGGGGAUUUAAGUGCUUCUUAGUUCGAGUGGGGGACUUCUGAAGGGCAGUAGGGGGCUGUCAGGAACAAAGCUGAUUUGUGAUGUAAAUAGAAUUGUGUUUUUAACAUAAACUGUAAUGCUGCAGGGUGGGUUUGUUGUUUUUUUUUCUUUUUUUUGGUUACACUUUUCUGGUGAUUUCCCAUUUUACCAUAAAACAUAUAUUUAUCAUGUAUCCUCCUGGUCUUACGUAUUAUAUGUAAAGUCUUUUUAACAAAUGAUUUGAAUAUAUAUUUUUGCUUUCAUAUCGAAUUACUGAGCACUGUUCCUUUUAUGUCUUAUUUAUCUAUUUCUAAAAUAAAUUUGGUUUGACGAUUAUAUUUGCGUACCUUCUGGAGAAGCACUGUUUUUAAAUACACCUCUGGUCUGUUUGCUUAAUGCAUGCACACCACCAAGCCCCUAGAGAAACUGGUAUUUUUCACAGUUUAGGAGCUAUGAUUAUUAAAUAACUUAACCACAUGUAAGCUUUACAAGAAGAAAUAUGCCUGUUUGAAAAACCUCAUACUCUUCGGCAGCACAUUUCUUUUGUCUACAAUUUUUUCAAAGAAAUCUAAGCAGGAAUUCCAAUAAUUACACAUUUUCCAAUGAUGUUUCCAUGCAUGUGUUAGUGCUUAUAUCCGUCUCUGUAUGUAUUUUGUUUGCCUGUGUAUAUAGGGAGCAUGAGGAUGUCUAUAUGUCAUAACACAUUUAUCACACGUUCAAUUAGCAAAGGUUGUAUGCAGUAAAUGUUGCACAGACUGAAGCUGCAGAGACGUGCCCAUCCCAGUAUCUCUUGCUGUGAAAUAUAGCCAGGCUCUAAGGAUUUCAAUCUGCCACAUUAUUUGAUUUUUGGGAAGAUUUGUCUUCCCUUCUGAGAAUGUACUGGGCUCACAAUAUAUGAGAAGAUGACUCGUGGUGAUUUGGAGGUUAAGAUACAAAUAUGAAAAGUGCAGUUUUGAGUUCUAGUGCUAUGAUUCUUCCACUAGGUUAUUUUACUCAUUCCGAUACUGUUUCUCAGUAUUCUAAAAUAUAAUUUUCUUUUACUAAAUAGACUUAUAUUCUUAAAUUUUACCACUGAAAAUGUAGCAAAAUGACAUUUUUGUAUUUUCUCCAAAUUGUGAGCUUCUGCUUAUUUCAUAGACACAUGUAAAUCAAAUUCAGUUAUUUACACGCAUAGAGAUGGAUAUUAAAUGUGAUAUCAGGAAUUUUUCAGGGGCAUUAUUGACUUUUUGCAACCUUUUAAAUAGGUUUUAUUCAUUUGUGUUCUCAUUUCCAAGGAAGGUGUUCAUUCAAGCUGAAAUCACUUAUUUCCAAUAAAAGCUGAAUGAUCAUAUCAGAGGUAUGAGGUUUGAUUUCUCAUUGCUGAAUUGCAGCUAAGACUUAUGAGCUGAAUUUCGGAGUGUGGCUCUCAGUAUUGUUUUCAUCCUUUUGUAAGAGAAGUUCCAUGGCUGUUGGAUGGAUGAAGUGCCCUCUGCUCCUGUUCUCUGUUUUCUCCUGGGCUGUGAUCUGCAAGUCUCCAGUCACAGGUUUUCCCACUCAAAAAUGCUUUUCCUAGGUCUGCAUCUGCACCAUCCAUGUGCUGAUGGUUUGCCUCUCCCUCUCUUGUAUGAGAAGGAAACAACAAGGGACAAAUUUUGGUGUUUCCCAAACACUUAGGCACGUGUGUUUCAGACAAGCAAAUGAACUUCAAAUGGGUGAUUGGAAUUUGGAAAGUCCUUUUCUUUGAAUGUUUGGGGGUUUUGAGUGAUUGGAAAUUACUCAUAAUUUUGGGAUUGUCUGAAAGCAAACUUUGCCGGAGUCUGCACGGACAAGGUCAUGAGCAUGUGCAGGACUUAGGAGGAGUUAGGAUGGAAAGGGAUGAGAGGAAAGGAAGAUCUUUUCCUUCUGUAAUUAUUAUUGUGGUGAGAAACUGAAUCAAAAUACUGAGUGCCACAUCAGAUCUUUGCAGAAGCAGUUUUAAGUCACAUUUAAGUCAUGUAUUUUAUUAAUUGCAUUAAUAUCAAUCUAUUAUGGAUAAAAGCAGCAGAAUUCAGUUGCUAACUCUGAAUGUAUCUGAACAUGUGGAUGUGCAUUCGUGUCUGGGUUGAAAAGUGAUUCAGAUCAGGUUUAUUUGGAUUGAAAGGUAAGGUGUCUUAAUUGUAUUGCUGACUGAUUUUUGUAGAUUACUAAAAAAUGUUUCCCUCCCUUUUAAAAAGAAUGUGUUUGGAGCUGGAAGUGAAGAAGAACACUCAGACUUGGAAAAAUUUAUGGUAUAGUUUUCUUUGCUAUUUAACAAGAAAAAAAUUAUAUUAAUACCUAAAGAUGGUACAAAAAGAGUGAUUUUUUUAAAAAAAUAUUUAAACUUACCUGAUGUAAAAUUACAAUUUUUGUAUAACAA